UUCAGUGGAGGAAAACGUAAAGAUCCACUUCCAAAAGCUUCUUGGCAAGACUAUUUUCCCGAGACAAGACUCAUUUCUAUACAAGAAACAACCCAGUUCAGCGAUUUCCCAGGAAACUGUGGAACUCUCUUAUUGGUAAUGAAUAACGAGGACGCCGACGAAACACAUGAUUCAGUUGAGCAAGCAAUUCAACAGAUCUGGAAGCAAAGCCCAAAUCUGCAUGAUGCAGUUGCCGAAGAGCUAAAAGAGGUCCUGGCAAAAUUACAAUCGCUACCCUGCAAAAAUGAAGAACAACGGGCCUCGUUGUUUGAAAGCUUUCAGUGCUUACAAGGAUACCACAUUGUUCAGGUCUUCAAUGUAGGAGUUGCCCGCCUUCAAAAGUCCGUAAAAGAGCCCUCAAAAUUUGUAGCAAAAGUCAUUUCGCUUUUCCAAAUGUGUUUUAAUUUUUGCUACAAAGCUGGCGAGUCAAAGCGCGUUUCAUUUGAGCAUUACAUCAGAGCCUUAAAGCUCUGCUUUCCUUCUGAUCCGAAGAAGUCCUGCCAAUCGAUUGAAACCGUUUCCAUGCUACUCAACCUUGUACAGAUUCUUCAGGAAGGAAAGCUGUGUGCUCCAUCGUUCAUCGAGUUCAGUUUGACAAAACCAGCUAAAGGACCAAAGGAUCUCUUCAAUGAACUCCUCACUAUAUUAGAGUCCAAACCGUACGAUGAGUCAGAUGUUGAUGACAUCAUUUCUCAGUCAUUGAAAUUAGCUUCUGCAGAUGCUAAUAACCACACUGUUCCCAUGCAUCUAGCGAAAGUCUUUCCCGAUUUACCAUUCCAAUUUGAUCAGCUAAUCCCAGCCAUUUUCUUUAGGCACUGGAUUGAUCUUCUUCAAUUAACCAAGGCGGGUGAUGCCGCUUUUAUUGCUCGCGUAGCCAGUAAAGAUCCCCUUCAAAGCUCCUCGCCAGUAACAUUGUCUCCUCUCUGUUAUAUGGCGCAUGUUUUCCAAAGGAUGAAGCUUGGCGGAGAGCAAGUUGACCUCUCCCACGAUAAGGAGAGACUAGACGCUUUCUUCAGGAACGUUGACCAUCUUUUGGAAAAUGAUUACGAGACAACUGUCACCUUACUGAAACUACUCUCGUCUAAAAACAUUAGCCACACAGUCUUCGCAAAGGUUUGUGAACUGUUCUUUAAGGGGUGUAGAGAACCGCGACACGCCGUGUCCCACAGAGGACAAACCUUAGAUUCUAUCAGGCAACUGCUCUUUUUACUUCCAGAGGGAAGUCUGGUUAUAAAAGUUCUUAAUUUUUGGAAUGACUUUGUACCAAACGAUUCAGACUACACCAUCCUUCAACGAUUAAUGACACUCUUUACAGGACUAAGUACCAAAGGAUCAGGUACCAAAGGUUUUAGCUUCAAAGAUACAGCGGAAAGACUGUUGAAUUUUAUAACCAAUGUUCUCCCUGGUUCCAUAAUACCCUCGAUCCAUUCUUGGGCACCAUAUCUAAGGCUUCUGAUCGCGAUACUUCCAACCUCGUUUGAGAAACUCCCGGGGUUAGCAAGUUUCAUUGGAAAAGUCGCCCAAACAACCGCAUCUCAACCAAAAACAAUGACCGAAAAUCAGGAUGGAGCUUUGUCUUUUCUGCAUUGGCUCUCGGAACAAAGGCACAGGAUAGAGGUCAAAGAAGACAUGGCUGACCUUUUUACGCGCUACGCAGAUCCUACGUCAGGUUGCCAUUUGUUCUUGGUGGAUCUCUUUAAGUCAUUGUGCUUGUGCAAACCCUUGCCUUUCAUCUACAUGGAGACUUUUAUUCAGGAAAUGGUUUACUUUUCCAGUCGCCUAGAGCCCAACGAAAAAGACGCCAUCCGAGAUUUUGUGUCCAACGUCGCCGCAUCAGAUCAAAGUCUUAUUAAUCAACAAGACAUCUUCACCAAACUUUGUAACACAAUGAAGUACUUGUGGAACGAUAACAAAGCUCCAAUGAAAUAUAUUAGAGUGAAAACAUUCGAACUUAUUUCAUUGCUGGCCAAAGUUACUCUUUCAAGCCGGAAAACAGCGCAAUUAUUGCAGCUAUCAAGGAAUUCCUCCAACGGCCUGCAAUGCUGUCUUCGAUAUUUACAACUUAUUACCUCCACAUCCAAGAUUCCCAACAAGGAAAGAGCUUCCGAACAUUUUGAACUUCUGUUUGCAGCAUUUUUCGAGACAUUGAAUGGGAACAGACCCCUCUGUGAGAUUUUUUACCGCUAUCAUCGCAGUUUCACCGCACUCUUUACCACAAGUUAUCCUUCUGUUGAUUUACUGAACAUCUGGAGUUUUGUUGUUGCUGGGCUCUUGUCUUUGGAUUUGCUCGAAGAGAAGGUUGAUUUGCAGGGCUGCAUGCCGGUUCUAGCUAAGGCAACGGGAUUUGAUUCUCCAUUCCACGCUUUACAACUUUAUUUCCUGUCAAGAUCAGUGUUUUCUAGGCUCCUCAACCUGUCGAGAGGAAGAAUUCAAGGCUUGCCCUUUACCCAGGCGGGUGGUAGGGAUGCAUCACUUUGUGAUGCAACAGCGGAUCUAGUUGAAAACUUUGUUGAAGCUUCGAGUCUUAUCGUGCAGUCAGACGUCUUACCACCUGAGGAAAAACUGAUGUUAAUCGACAAAGUAUGUGACAUAGGUCUCAAAAACCCUGAUAUCAUGACUGCAGGUAUCUUGUGCCGUGCGCUUGGAAAUCUCAUACCAAUCCACAGUGGAAUCCGCUCUGAGGACAUUCCCCCCGACCAUUUGGAACUUCGUCACAUCCUAACCAUCCUUGAACGUCCUGGGAUGUUGGAGCAACUUGCCAAAGUCUCAACGACGCCAUCCAAAUCAUUGUAUUCCAUUCUCUGCUCGAAGAUUCCCAAUCCAAUUGCCAAAGAUGAUGUUGUGUUAAUCUUUGACUGUGUUGCCUCCUUCAAGAAUGCCGAUAAAGUGUUCAUUGACCACCUGUUGGUUCUCUUGGAAUCUAUCACCAAAGUCUGCAGUUCAGUCAGUGAUGUAUUAGACCUCCUAGUGGAAGCAGAAGGAGUUAUUCGCGAAAUCCGUCCUGAGUUGAUUCCUUUGUCCAUUUUGAUCUUUUCAUAUCUUGUUGAAAACAGGAUAGCUAACGAGGACAGGGCUGCAUUUAUCGAACUAGUCGCUUUGGAGUGGGAGAGCCCAUGCGAUUUGGACAUGUACACCGACUACGAAAUUCCUCAGCUUCUUUGGAAAGCCUAUCAAAGUUCCAGUGGUAGAGGAAGAAAGCUUGAGGCUAUAGAUCAAAUUCAUGAAGUCAUCGCGCGAUGCAAAGAUCUGGAAACACAUGCACCGAAUGGAAAAGUCACUGAAAUGAACCACGUGCAGAGAAGUAUUGCUUGUCGUGACUUACAGUGGCUUGUUCUUCAUUCCUCGCUAACAUGCGAAGAUGCUGCUUUGUGUUUCCAUCUAUCUUCGUCUUACCCGGCCGUUUAUAGUUUAAAGUGUUUCAGUUCAGUAUCUGCCAUGCAAAUUAAAGAUGGCUGUUUAACACCAAUUCCUCUUCAGCAAAUCGAGGCAAGCAACGCAACAGGCGACAAACAUCCAUCUCGCGUCAAUGGUGGUACGCAAGACUCAGUUUCAGAGCAGGCCACAGCAUCACUGCUGCCACUCCUGACACCAGCUGUAAUUGCAAAUAAAAUGGUUGUUCAACUAAGACGUCUUCUUGGAGAUGACAUCCCCCUCCGUGAUAUUGGGAUAGAGCUUUGGAACUCUUUGUUCGCAAAUCACUGCCUGCCCUGCCCAGAUGACAUCUGCAAAUCUUCAAACAGCUCGUCAACUUGUGACGAUUUUGUCAAUCUCUUCCUUUCAGUUAUGGAGAAAGCUUCAUAUUUAGAGGUUGUGCUCUUCUGGUUCGGAAGACACCCUGACCGAAGUCACCCGUACCGAAAUCAACAUCACGUUGUACAAUGCUCAGACGUCUUACUUGAGUCGUGUGCAUGGAACGGGAAAAACGUGGACAAAGAAAGCCAUCUACAGAUCCAAGGUGAGGUUACUGCAACCCUGGAGGUCCUUAGAAGUGUCAAUGAGGACUCAAUUUUUCCCUCCUUGUCACAGACCGUGAACUAUUCACCAAUGUGUUUCCGUCUUCUCCAGCCGCAGUUGAAAUGCCUUCUUUGCAUUCUUCAAAACAAAUUUUCAUUUGAGGUAACAGCAGGGCUUCUGAAUCUCGCCAGAAUCGACUGGCAAGCGGCAGGCGCGGUCACUGCAAUCGUUUCUCCCUGGUCUUGCCGAAGAUCAACAGCAAAAUUGUUGGAGGGAGUACAUGACCUGUUCAAAGAGCGUAAAAUACCUGCACUUUCUUUUCUACAAAAAGAGUUUGUUUGGCACAUGUUUGAGGUUUGUAGUGAUUCUUACAUGAAUUCCCCUGAAGAUCUGCUGGACAAGCUUCUUCACCUAGUCAAUUUCCUCAUACCAGGGGAACCAAACUGCGGACUUGAUCGUCUUCCUGAGUGGCGGAAUAUGAUGAUCGCGGAAGGAUACUCUGUGCACGUGAUCGACAAGUGGUGUAAAGAUUUUCUGUUUACGCCACAAGAAAAUCUUUCAUCACGUGAUGUUGAUGCCAUUAUUGAUCUCAGUCCCAGCUCCUUGCAGCUUGUCGCACCUGUGUCUCAGCGCAUUAAACAAUGUAUAUUUUCUGACGAGGGCAUCAAAGGCAAUUCAAUCAAGGAACGCCUAAGACUAGUGAAGCUUCUCAACGAAUUUAUUGAAGUGCUGAAAAUUCGUAAGCCCAACGAAGCUUCCAGUAACUCUGUUGUCACAAGAAUAGUUGUCGACGCUUGUGAUGAACUUUGCAAGAGCUAUUUAGACAAAAGCAGAAGUGACAAUGACCUCUUCAAAAUCCGUGGCGUUACGCUUGACGCUCUGUUUACUGAAGUGUUUGUCACAUCCGACGGUGAACAAGUUAACAGUCCACACUCCAGUAGCGCUAACAAAGCACACGAGGACAAAUCAAGCGCUCCAGGGCCUGCAGCAGGGCAAGGGAACUCUUCAAAUCUUCUGAACCAUGUAGAAGUUUACGAUCCAAUGCUGGUGCUAUUACGGCGUUGGUUAUCGAACAUCGCCAACAAGCCAACCCUCGCCUCGUACACUCAAGAGAUUGUACAAAUAAUUUUAUCACAACACUCUACUGAAAUGGGUAGUUCCCUCUUGGAGGAAUUACACAACAAAAUUCAAAAUCGCAUUUUAAGCUUCGCACCAAAUCAGAUUCUUAUAUCUCAGUUUCAAGCAGCAGGAUACAACCAGGGAGACCCAGCUAAUACCAACAACGACUUGUGGAAAUCUACUUCUGUAGAACUUUCUUGUUAUCUCAGCAAGAGCGAGUCCACGAGCAAAGAAGUAAUUGAAAGGAAGUUAACCAUUGUCCUGAGAGGGCACUGGAUGCAGUGGAAAGAUCUACUUUUUGUGCACAAUAUUCCCUCGAUACGUGUUGGGGAGGCUAAUGUGGAUACGAAGGAUCUCUUUGGGUUCCAGACCACUUUGAAGGAAAUGGAGAAUCAGGUUGCAGCCGUAAAGGAAAGAAUCAGCCAAGUUCCUUCUGAAGACAUGGACGGAAGACUAGUAGAGGAGCUGAUACGUCAGGAACAGCAACACCGCGACAGGAUAAACGAACAGCAUAAGAGGAACAGAAGCCGUUCAGAGACCAAGGGACGGAAGAAAGGAAAACAGAAGAAGGAAACGACGAAAUUUGUGGCUGUGUGGGAAAACCAGUUUCUUGAAAACGUUAAACUGUGCUCGGAGCGAAUCCCAGGAUGUUACGCUCCAAAUGGUUUUCACUCCGAGAAACCUGUGCUUUGUGCUUUGUCCGUGGACAACAGAAUUUUGACCGUUUUCAAGGAAGAGAAGCAAGGAUGCAGAGAGGAAAUCGAAAAUGUUGAAGUGAAGCUUUUUGAAGCUGGUAUGUACGUGUAUGGACUGCACACCAGUGGCCAUGAUUACGUCACUGACGAGCUGUGGGCUGCAUUUUACAAGAAGCUGCUGGAAGAGAGACUGGUGCCCAGUAUCGUUCUGUCCACUGAAAGUCCAGGGUUCGACUGGAUAAAGAAAUUCGUACAACCAGAGAACGUCCAUCCAUGUACGUGGAAGUGGGAACUACAUCGUGGCAUUGUUCCACCGGAGGAAGAUUAUUUUGACUAUUUACCAGUACAUGCUGCUUUGUGUCCUGCCUCAAGACAAUUCCUCACUUUAACAAGGGAGGACGUCGGAAAAUUUCAAUUCCGUGAUUUCAAGGACGUGAAUGUCAUCGAGCAGAGACGUCGUCAGGCAAACGAAAUAGCUGGCAAGUUGAAAGACAGUCGCCAACUGCAGCAAGAGCUGCGAUCGUUGCACAGUGACGAGGAGCUCAUCGAGAAACUGGCGAGAAAACUACAAUUCGCUGUCAAAGAAACAGUCAAGCUCAUUGUAAAUGGAGAACGACCCACUACAGAGACCAUCCUGGAAAAUAAGCUAAUUGAUAAGAAAAAGCUUGCGCUUAUUAAAUGUGAAAAGUGCAAAGAAAAUAUAAAAAAGUGCAAGUGUAAAUCGAACGAACCUUUAGCAAGUCUGGAGGAAUAUGCAGCUGUGGUGCUCCGCGUGUGUCAAAGCGAGGACGUGUAGAGAGCGUUGUGUAAUGGCUAGCUCGAUACUGUAAUCUCAAACAAACAAACAAAAAAAAACACGUCCAGAAAUGCACGCAAUCGAAAAAAAAAUUGCGGAAAAAUUCUU
Molecule: messenger RNA, 6711 nt
Organism: Orbicella faveolata
Lineage: Eukaryota; Metazoa; Cnidaria; Anthozoa; Scleractinia; Merulinidae
Source: RefSeq, a predicted model, not a curated record